AGAGAACUUGCUCUAUUUCAAGAUUACCACGGCCUUCCCGCUUUCAAAAAUGCAUUGGUUCAAUUCAUGGCUGAAAUUAGAGGGAACAAAGUCACCUUUGAUUCAAACAAGCUUGUCCUCACCGCCGGCGCAACUUCCGCAAAUGAGACGCUCAUGUUUUGCCUCGCCGACCGCGGCGAUGCUUUUCUCCUUCCCACCCCAUACUAUCCUGGAUUUGAUAGAGAUCUCAAAUGGAGAACUGGGGCUGAGAUAGUGCCAAUACAAUGUACAAGUUCAAAUGGCUUCAGAAUUACAGAAUCAGCUCUAGAAGAAGCAUACAAAGAAGCCAAAAGUCGUAACCUUAGAGUAAAAGGAGUACUAGUAACGAACCCCUCGAACCCAUUGGGCACAACAUUAACACGAAAUGAACUCGAAUUACUUCUCAGCUUCGUCGAUACAAAAGGUAUCCAUCUCAUUAGUGACGAAAUCUAUUCAGGAACAGUUUUUUACUCGCCGAAUUUCGUUAGUGUUAUGGAAGUAUUAAUCGAAAAGAACUACAUGUACACUGAUGUUUGGGAUCGAGUUCACAUUGUCUAUAGUCUUUCCAAAGAUCUUGGCCUUCCCGGUUUUCGUGUUGGUGCAAUUUACUCCAACGAUGACGUUGUUGUAUCUGCAGCUACUAAAAUGUCCAGUUUCGGGUUAAUUUCCUCACAAACUCAGUACCUUUUAUCAGCCAUGUUAUCUGACAAGAAAUUCACGAACAAAUACAUAUCUGAAAAUCAAAAGAGACUCAAGAAACGCCAUGCAAUGAUGGUACGAGGUCUUCAAAGUGCAGGAAUUAGUUGCCUUGAGAGCAAUGCUGGUUUAUUUUGUUGGGUAGAUAUGAGACAUUUACUAAGUUCCAAUACUUUUGAGGCAGAAAUUGAGCUAUGGAAAAAAAUAGUUUAUGAAGUUGGACUCAAUAUUUCGCCUGGAUCGUCAUGCCAUUGUACAGAACCAGGGUGGUUUCGUGCAUGUUUCGCUAACAUGUCAGAAGAUACGUUGAAUCUUGCAAUUCAACGUAUCAAAAAUUUUGUUAACUCCUCUGCUAUCAGUACCGAUGCUCAUAGUAAUCAGACUAACCAGAAUACGAGUACAAAUACAAAGAAGAAGUUAUUCUCCAAGUGGGGUUUUCGACUAUCGUUUAAUGACAGAGAACGAUAGUUCAGUGUGAACAUUCCUUUGUCCGGAUUAAUUUUUUUUAACUCAUCAAUAUUUUAGAUGUUGAGUUUCCCAAAAUCCUUUUGUUUUUCUUUUUGUAUCAAAAUUCUUUUUGUUUUUUGUAUUUUUAGUGUAUAGAGGAAGCACUCGGUCCAUGUGAUGGACGUGAAGUGGUUUAUCAUUAUUUGUAUACAUCUUGAAUAUUGAAUACAUAUAUGUGUGUGAAUCUUCUUGAAU
Messenger RNA from Nicotiana tabacum (common tobacco), 1416 nucleotides. NCBI's taxonomy places the organism in Eukaryota, Viridiplantae, Streptophyta, Magnoliopsida, Solanales, Solanaceae. The record is from RefSeq and is a predicted model, not a curated record.